AUGAGUCGAAAAGUGUGGUUCCAGUUGGUGGACAACACCGGACUCCCUUUCAAGGGUUGCAGGCCAGCUUCGGUUCAAUCUGACGGCGUCCGUGAUAUUGAAGACGUCCGCGCGAAGAUUCAUGCAGCCUAUGAUCGCUUUCCGCCCCUUGGGAAGGACGUCUUGACCCAUAUUCCACCUAACUGGCUAAAAAUUUACGAGAGCAGAAAGGGAUACGCUGACGAGAACAGCGCGCCAUUGGACGAGGACGCAUCACUUGACAUGCGUGGUGGAUCAGUGAAAGAUGCGCUUAUCGUCGAAGUGCCGAAGACGGACCCGAUACCUCCCGCAACGCCUUUGAAAGACCAGGAGAAGAUUGCUCAGGAAUGCAGCUCACUUGACGAUUGGAGCAUCGGCACUGUGCACGAGAUUCCAGCCAUCUCCAGAUUUAUGAGCCAGUUGGGUGGAUGUACCGAGACUGGGAAGAUCUUUUGGCGUCUGGAAGACAAGCAGGUCGUGUCGCUGAUCAUGGAUGGGUGGUUUCGGAAGUCCACCCCUGACAACCGUAAUGCCUUUGCGAACAAGACGAGUAUUCUCAUUGGGUCCCCGGGAAUCGGCAAGUCGACUCUGCUGUGCCUGAUGGCCUUCUACCUCGUGUUCAAGCACAAGAAGAAUGUGUUUUUGUAUCGACGGGGGUUUGGACCGAAGAAAGGAAAUAGUCUUCUCUACAUGACGCACGACGCGGGCCAAGUGGUUUAUUUCGCGAUCCCUUUGUGUGCCGACACUCGGGCCAACAAGAUCUACAAAGCGCUCGCUAGAAAAAUUGGUGCCGAAAACGUCUGGGGCUUAUUGGAUGGGUUUCCUCUCGAUCAAAUCCGUCGGGGUGUGUGGGAAUUUAAGAUGCUCGCGACAUCGCAGCAAGCGGACCUAAAAUCGCUGUACAAGUUUGAGGAGGACGAAAUGGAGACUAGGUUCUACUAUUCCGGUGGCAGUUUUGCACUAGUGACGGUGGCAAGAAACCUGGAGCAGCCUAUGGAGAAGAUGGAGGUGCAACACGGUGGAGCUGUGAGGGAGUGGAAGGAUAUUAGUGCUUUCACGUACUGGGUCCCGGAUUGCGACGACUUCCCCAACAUCGACAGCAUUGUAAAGCUCAAGGCUAAGGCUUCCUCCGGAAAGAAGAGCAACGUGGUGUAUCUGCAGAUCACAGGCGCCAAGAAGCACGAGAUUAGGAGGUCCGAACUGACGAAGCUCAACGACAUUUUUUUCCCUGAUGACGCCAAGCAAGCCGGCGACACUGACCCACCGCUGUAUAUCGCCCUGUGUUCGAGCCUUGCAGCGCGUAAGGAGUUCAUGCUCACCUCUGACCCCGAAGUGCUGGCGGCGCAGCAGGCGUGCUCUGAUCAAGUGUAUGUGGGCUAUUACGAGGAAGUUCAUUCGCGAUGGCUUUAA
Messenger RNA from Phytophthora sojae, 1428 nucleotides. RefSeq lists its product as hypothetical. The record is from RefSeq and is a predicted model, not a curated record. Bases 1 to 1428 code for a protein of 475 amino acids. The transcript has 4 exons. NCBI's taxonomy places the organism in Eukaryota, Oomycota, Peronosporomycetes, Peronosporales, Peronosporaceae.